Molecule: messenger RNA, 426 nt
Organism: Symbiodinium necroappetens
Lineage: Eukaryota; Dinophyceae; Suessiales; Symbiodiniaceae
Source: the annotation of a GenBank genome assembly
AUGGCCUGCAUCGUCCUGCUGACCUUCGCGGAAAACGUUCCUACGUUUCGCCAGGCGUACUCCUGUAUUGAGUUGUUUGCUGGAACAGCUUGGGUUACGAAGUGUUUUCGCAUUGGGGGGCACCCAGCAGCGGCACUGGACAUUGCUAUGGGGGACCCCGGAUCUGGACCUACGAAUGCUUUCGACCUGACAACAGCCCCUGGCAUGGCGCUUGCACUCGCCACAAUUCUCAAUGGCAAGCCAGAGAAAUUCUUCACAAUGUGUGCAACUGUGUGCAGUUCAUUCGUGCCUGUCAACAGCGGCACUCAUAUGAGAAGCUUCGCCACUCCGAUGGGCAACACUGAAGCCCCGUCUGUGCAGCAAGGAAACUUGCUGGCCAGCCGGUCCCUCGCUAGACAUGAUGCGAAUAUAGGCAUGUGUGUUUAG